UGAGGCGGGGAGAACUUUGCGCUCCCAGCAGAACCACCCUUUGCUGGCCAGUCGCGUCGCUCCUCUGAGGAAGCCGGCGGCGGCGGCGACUGGGCGGAAAGAGGACGAAAGAAAGGAAGAGAGGAAGUAGCGAGGGAAGAAGAAAAAUGAAGCCAGCGCUGGGGGAGCCCGCGAGAGGGUGGCCGACGGUGGAGCAAGGAGGCUUUGGCUGCUUUUCCGCACCCCGGGCGUGAACGCCUUCUCCUGCGCGACCCCAAGGAAAUAAGUGGGUCUCGCCUGGGCGAGACAAGAAUCCAAGUGAGAACCUUGCCUCCUCGGUCACCGUUGCCCCCUAGGAAUCCCAGCCGCUUCUCAGUCCAGCUUUCCCGCGGGGCCGGACGCAGUGCCCGAGCCGCCCUGCGGAUGGGGCGGGCGGGGAACAAGCGCCCAAGCCGCGGGUGACCAGCGCCGCCCACCCCACUCAGCGCAGGGACCGGGCGGGCAGAGGAUGCGAGGCGGAGGGACUUGGGAGCAGGUCCCGAGACUGCCUAGGGCGCGCUAGGCUCCAACUUAGAUGGCCCGGAGUCCGCUUCAGCUCCUGGGACAGCUUCGCUGCGCGGAGUGAGCUGCCAGCGGAACCUGGGGGCGGAGACCUUAGGCGGCGGCUGCCCGGGGGAGAGCCGGGGGCCGGAGGGGGCGCGCUUUCUCCCUGCGGGUCUCAGGAAUGAGGAGACUGAGUUUGUGGUGGCUGCUGAGCAGGGUCUGUCUGCUGCUGCCGCCGCCCUGCGCACUGGUGCUGGCCGGCGUGCCCGGCUCCUCCUCGCACCCGCAACCCUGCCAGAUCCUCAAGCGCAUCGGACACGCGGUGAGGGUGGGCGCGGUGCACUUGCAGCCCUGGACCACGGCCCCCCGCACGGCCAGCCGCGCCCCGGACGGCAGCCGGACAGGUGCCCAGCGAGAUGAACCUGAGCCAGGGACUUGGCGGCCCCCGGCGCCCUCGCCGGGCGCACGCUGGUUGGGGAGCGCCCUGUAUGGCCGGGGGCCGCCGGGCGCACGGAAGCCCGGGGAGGACGACCGGGCCGAGACCCUGUGGCCUCGGGAUGCCCUCCUCUUCGCCGUGGACAACCUGAACCGAGUGGAAGGGCUGCUGCCCUACAACCUGUCUUUGGAAGUAGUGAUGGCCAUCGAGGCGGGCCUGGGCGAUCUGCCGCUCUUGCCCUUCUCCUCCCCUAGCUCGCCGUGGAGCAGUGACCCUUUCUCCUUUCUGCAGAGCGUGUGUCACACCGUGGUGGUGCAAGGGGUAUCGGCGCUGCUCGCCUUCCCGCAGGGCCUGGGCGAGAUGAUGGAGCUCGACUUGGUCAGCUCCGUCCUGCACAUUCCAGUUAUCAGCAUCGUGCGCCACGAGUUUCCGUGGGAGAGUCAGAAUCCCCUUCACCUCCAACUGAGUUUAGAAAAUUCAUUAAGUUCUGAUGCUGAUGUCACUGUCUCAAUCCUGACCAUGAACAACUGGUACAAUUUUAGCUUGUUGCUGUGCCAGGAAGACUGGAACAUCACCGACUUCCUCGUCCUUACCCAGAAUAAUUCCAAGUUCCACCUGGGCUCUAUCAUCAACAUCACCAUCAACCUCUCCUCCACUGAGGACCUCUUGAGCUUCCUGCAGGUCCAGCUUGAGAGCGUUAAGAACAGUACACCCACAAUGGUGAUGUUUGGCUGCGACAUGGAAAGUAUCCGGCGGAUUUUCGAAAUUACCACCCAGUUUGGGGUAGCACCCCCUGAGCUUCGUUGGGUGCUGGGGGAUUCCCAGAAUGUUGAGCAACUGAGGACAGAAGGUCUGCCCUUAGGGCUCAUUGCUCAUGGAAAAACAACACAGUCUGUCUUUGAGUACUAUGUACAAGAUGCCAUGGAACUGGUCGCAAGAGCUGUGGCCACAGCCACCAUGAUCCAGCCAGAACUUGCUCUCAUUCCCAGCACGAUGAACUGCAUGGAUGUGGAAACUGCAAAUCUCACUUCAGGACAAUAUUUAUCAAGGUUUCUAGCCAACACCACUUUCAGAGGCCUCAGUGGUUCCAUCAAAGUAAAAGGUUCCACUAUCAUCAGCUCAGAAAACAACUUUUUCAUCUGGAAUCUGCAACAUGACCCCCUGGGAAAGCCAAUGUGGACACGCUUGGGCAGCUGGCAGCAGGGUAAGAUUAUCAUGGACUAUGGAAUAUGGCCAGAGCAAGCCCAGAGGCACAAAACCCACUUCCAACACCCAAGUAAGCAACACUUGCGAGUGGUUACUUUGAUCGAGCAUCCAUUUGUCUUCACACGGGAGGUAGAUGAUGAAGGCUUGUGCCCUGCUGGCCAACUCUGUCUAGACCCCAUGACUAAUGAUUCUUCCAUAUUGGACAGCCUUUUUAGCAGCCUUCAUAGCAGUAAUGAUACAGUGCCCAUCAAAUUCAAGAAGUGCUGCUAUGGAUAUUGCAUUGAUCUGCUGGAAAAGCUAGCAGAAGACAUGAACUUUGACUUUGAUCUCUAUAUUGUUGGGGAUGGCAAAUAUGGAGCCUGGAAAAAUGGGCACUGGACUGGGCUGGUGGGUGAACUCCUCAGUGGGUCAGCCCACAUGGCAGUCACUUCCUUCAGCAUCAAUACUGCACGAAGCCAGGUGAUAGAUUUCACCAGUCCUUUCUUCUCCACCAGCUUGGGCAUCUUAGUGAGGACCCGAGACACAGCAGCUCCCAUUGGAGCCUUCAUGUGGCCACUCCAUUGGACAAUGUGGUUGGGGAUUUUUGUGGCUCUGCACAUCACUGCCAUCUUCCUCACUCUCUAUGAAUGGAAGAGCCCCUUUGGUAUGACUCCCAAGGGGCGGAAUAGAAGUAAAGUUUUCUCCUUCUCUUCAGCCUUGAAUGUCUGUUAUGCCCUCUUGUUUGGUAGAACAGCAGCCAUCAAACCCCCAAAAUGCUGGACUGGAAGGUUUCUGAUGAACCUUUGGGCCAUUUUCUGUAUGUUCUGCCUUUCUACAUACACGGCGAAUUUGGCUGCUGUCAUGGUAGGUGAGAAGAUCUAUGAAGAGCUUUCUGGAAUACAUGACCCUAAGCUACAUCAUCCCUCUCAAGGUUUCCGCUUUGGAACUGUCCGGGAAAGCAGUGCUGAAGAUUAUGUGAGGCAAAGCUUCCCAGAGAUGCAUGAGUAUAUGAGAAGAUACAAUGUACCAGACACACCCGAUGGAGUGGAGCAUCUGAAGAAUGAUCCAGAGAAACUAGAUGCCUUCAUUAUGGACAAAGCCCUUCUGGAUUAUGAAGUGUCAGUAGACGCUGACUGCAAACUUCUAACUGUGGGGAAGCCAUUUGCCAUGGAAGGAUACGGCAUUGGUCUCCCUCCCAACUCUCCUUUGACCUCCAAUAUAUCCGAGCUAAUCAGUCAAUACAAGUCACAUGGGUUUAUGGAUGUGCUACAUGACAAGUGGUACAAGGUGGUUCCCUGUGGCAAGAGAAGUUUCGCUGUCACUGAGACUUUGCAAAUGGGCAUCAAACACUUCUCUGGACUCUUUGUGCUGCUGUGCAUUGGAUUUGGUCUCUCCAUCUUGACCACCAUCGGUGAGCACAUAGUGUACAGGCUGCUGCUCCCACGCAUCAAGGACAAAUCUAGGCGGCAAUACUGGCUCCACACCAGUCAGAGAUUACAUAGAGCACUAAACACAUCAUUCGUAGAGGAAAAGCGGCAGCGUUUCAAGACUAAGCGUGUGGAAAAGAGGUCCAAUGUGGGACCCUGUCAGCUCACUGUGUGGAAUACGUCCAAUCUGAGUCAUGACAAUCGACGAAAAUAUACCUUCAGUGAUGAGGGGGGACAAAACCAGCUGAGCCUCCGGACCUACCAAGACAUCCCUCUCCCACCAAGAAGAAGAGAGCUUCCUGCCUCGCUGACCACCAAUGGGAAAGCAGACUCCCUAAAUGGGGCUCGGAACUCAGUGAUGCAGGAGCUCUCAGAGCUGGAGAAGCAGAUUCAGGUGAUCCAGCAAGAGCUGCAGCUGGCUGUGAGCAGGAAAACGGAGCUGGAAGAGUACCAAAGGACAAAUCGGACUUGUGAGCCCUAAGUGGCCACGCUGCUCUCUUUUCUCAGUUCCUGGCCUUCCUCUGAGCCCUUAAGACACUUUGUAAUGCUCUUUUGUAACUACUGACCAAGGUGGGGGGAAGCUGAGGUCUGGGUCUUCUUAGAGGUCAAGUCUGCUCUCCCUAGCCUGCAAAGCAGCAGCCGGUCUUCUCAAGCUCAUUCCUAGGUCUCCAGGGCAGGAGUCUUUUUCAGAGCAGGAAUCUUACAUUAGUCAGAAGUAAACACCGUGUGAGGGGUCUGUGAAGAACCAGACAACCCCAGCUCCUGUUAAUCUUUUCACCUGGUACCACAGUAACAUUUCUGGUUUUUAGCCCUUUCUCUGCACUAUCAACAAGAGAUAACAUUGUUACUCAUACCUGUGUCUUACUGGGUUGUUGGUUUUAAUCUUAGUAUAGAGCGGGAUUAUUCAGGGUUGUGACUUUUGCUGUAACUCCCCAGUGUAGAUUUGUUCCUACAGUCUGCAUGGGGAGCCAGGGAAGAGCUAGAGAAACUUAGGACGGGAAGGUGGGUACUUAGAAAAAUUAACUGAACUCAUUCACAUCAUAGCAGGCCAAGGAUUGACUGGAUCAGGCAAGAGCCAUGCUUUUGAAAGGGUCCUGGAUCUCCAACAUCAUCCUGACGUUUAGUAGGAACAUGUUUACGUGCCACUAUGAAAGGGAACAGGGAUGUGGUGAGCGGAAAGAGCACAGGCAGAAGAGGCAUUAAAAUGUAUCCCAUGCUUUUCAAACAAAAGCUCUGGGCCAGAAAAGCAAUUUGGCUAAGGAAUGAAUAGGCCCACACUUCUAAUCUAAUUAAGCAUCUCCACUACAGUGUGUGCCUUUCAUAAAGGAAAGAGAGAAAAGCAAGGCAAGGAUGUGGCCUUAGGAUGAAACUGGAAUAUUCCUGCUUAUUGCCUGCACAUGACAUGUGAGCUGGCACUGUGAGUUAAGGGAAGAUGUUCUGCAAGCCAUAUAUUUGGCUAUUUUCAGAUCAGCAGUCACCUAUGUCUUAGCUGUAGGAAUCCCGGAAGUGAACUUCAAGACUGUGAACACCACAAGCUUAAACAUUCAGGAAUGUGCCCUGUGCUUUUCAUACCUAUAUGGAUCACUAGCAAGUCAGUCUUGCAGCCUCACACCCCCUCAUCUGUGAGAAACUGUGAACAGGCACGGGUCCCUCUGAUUCUCCCCCAAACCCCAUCUAAUGCCUCCAAGAGAUUGAUAUGAGUAAGCUGUUUCCCCUCUGCCUAGGUAUCCUUUUCCAGCGUGCAUAGGCUUGGACACGCAGAAAGGGAAAGGAAUACGUGAACUAUAGAACUUCAGUUCUCAGUCGCCUAGGAACUCGUUAGGAUGCUGACUGCUAGGGCUCUUCUCCCAAAGGAUGAGAUGGGAAAGGGGGUGGAUGUGGGCUCAGAAACCUGUCACCAACACUCCCAGGUGACUGACAUGUGGUCUAAAAAUUACUCUUCAGGAAACGUUGUUCUAGAAAUUUGGCUGCUCCAGGCAUGGGGAGAAUUGAGAAGAGCCUUUUUGAGAGUUUUUCAAAAGGCUUCAGCACACACCUGAUGAUUCACUGUCCACACAGCCACGCCCAGCCCAGGACACCAUGUAGGACUAGACUUCCUUGUCUAUCAAUUAAUUGCUUUAUCUUCUCAGUUGCUUAUCAUCUUUGCUCCGCUCCAAUCAGUUUGAAGGCCUACAAAGAGUGCUCAGCUCUGUGCCAAGCACCGUGCUCUGUAAGCUGCAGAUCAUUGGGAAGGCUCCUCAACCACAAAAUUUCUUCCCCUACUUUUGGAUGCAGUCCCUGCAUUUCCACCAAGAGCUGCCUGGUCCCCCAAGGAAAGAUAACACUUUAAGCUGCAAUUAGAUAACACUCUACCAAUUAGCUGUCUGAGAAAACCCUGGGGGGGGGGGGGAAUAUAGGCUUAGAGAUUCUGAUGAGGGAGGUGGACGGGUUCUAAAGUUAGACUUCAUCAACCUCACAGAUGAAACAGUUCAACAAUGAGGGAACAGUGAUUCCUGGAAACAGAAAGGACAGCUCUGCUUUGAAAUGCCCAUCCUCCCAUGUUCUCACCCCAGACACAAAAGGUUUGCAACUGCCUUUGGAAGAUUAUGCCCCUUAGCCAUCCCCACCCAUCUGCAACAGCUAAGGAUGCUCUAGAGACUCUGCCAUCAUGCUCUGCACCCCUAACCUGUGCGCAGCCUGGGAGGCUGACGUAUAGGUGUACCUCAACUCACGUAACAACCAUGCUCCUAAUAUUGUACCUGGACAUUUUUUAUAACGCAGCUCAGAUUCUGACUGUAUUUGAGAAGUUGGCUAUUUAAAGGAACCCAGAGGUGAAUUCUUUUGUAAAGAAUCCUUUUGUAAUGCAAUUAAUUAUCCCUUAAUGUAUUUGUUUUGUAAGUUUGGAUUUUUGUACAUCAGGUUUACCUUAAGCUUCUCUACGGAGGCAUUCUGAGCAGUGGUGAUAACAUGCCAGACCACCCUGCCUACCCACAAAAAAGUAGACGACCAGAGCAUGGCUCCUCGAAUAUCUUCUGAGGAACUACUUGGCCAAAACUGCGGCCAGAAGCAGCAGGAGCUGAAAGCAGGCUUACUGCCGUCAGCAUUGCUUGAAAUGCCUCCAUGUUCUGGACAAAGAAAAACAAAGCAUAAUCGCUUGUGUUGAAAUGAUGCAGUCUUCAUGUUAAGUAGGAAUGGUAAUUGAACAGUGUUUUGCAAUUUGUGAAAUAGUGUGUUGUGUUUUGUAAAAAGAGUUCAUGAAAUGGUGGGUCCUUUGAAAACCUUCCUUCCUGUUCUGUUCCACCUCUGUUCUCUCAACUCCCCUCAGGCUCAAGAAACACAAAGAUCAGAAGUCUUCAGGUGGAGGGUGGUUUUCUGGUAAAGAAGAAAGAGAUAAGGGAUGCUACCUUGCCUCCUGCUGUGGGCUUCUCUUUCAUGAGAUCAGGAAGACCUCCAUUUUUUUUUUUUUUUAAUUUUUAUUUUUGGCUGUGUUGGGUCUUCGUUGCUGUGCGCGGGCUUUCUCUAGUUGCGGUGAGCGGAGGCUACUCUUUGUUGCGGUGCGCCGGUUUGUCAUUGCGGUGGCUUCUCUUGUUGUGGAGCACGGGCUCUAGGCUCACGAACUUCAGUAGUUGUGGCUUGCGGGCUCUAGAGAGCAGGCUCAGUAGUUGUGGCGCACGGGCUUAGCUGCUCUGCGGCAUGUGGGAUCUUCCCGGACCAGGGCUCGAACCUGUGUCCCCUGCAUUGGCAGGCGGAUUCUUAACCACUGAGCCACCAGCGAAGCCCAAGACCUCCAUUUUUUUCCAAGCUCUGAUGCUAGGAAAUCAGGUGCACGACAAGUCCACUAUCACACCCCCCAACCCUGUUUUCCAAGGGGGAAUUCCUGGCGCAGGAAGCAUAUAAUAAAGUAGGACUGGGCAAGUUGGAAAAGAUAGGGCUAUUGGUUCAUGUAAAUAAAGAAAAUAAGGGCCCCAGAGUGUGGCUGCCCAAGGUGGGGGAGCAGGGGGACCCCUCCAACGAUUGAAGACAGGUUGGAAGAAUGACUGGGACAGACAAGUGAGGCAGCCACAGGGACCCAAUCAGUCGAGGUCUUUAAGGUGCCUGGAGGUGACGCUCCAUUAUCCACGGAUCUUGCUGUUGCACAAACCUUAUAUGCGAGCUGCUGCUUCUGUGCCAACCAGCUAAGCGGUAAGUGGCGCAGCUGCUGAGCAGGACAGAGCUAUGUCAUCUGGGCAACAGACUUCUCGGUGAUGGUGCUGGGUCUGUUAGAGCCUUGGAGCUAGUGACCACUUCCUCGGUACAGAUGAAGACUUAAGGGGAAAGAAACUACUAGUCUCUCCUCCUCCCAACUCAUAUAUUUGAUAGGCAAACCAGAAAAUCCAUCCAGUCUUCAGAAGGAACUACUUUCUAGUCAUCAAAACCACUUCACUCUGCAGUGUUUACUUAUUCCUUUCUUCACCCACCCACACCCAUCUAAUCCAGGAUUCCCUCAUGCUUUAAGUUUAGUUCCUAAUCAUUUUA
Messenger RNA from Balaenoptera acutorostrata (minke whale), 8064 nucleotides. RefSeq names its product glutamate ionotropic receptor NMDA type subunit 3A (gene GRIN3A). The record is from RefSeq and is a predicted model, not a curated record. Gene Ontology annotation, cellular component: plasma membrane; postsynaptic membrane. Gene Ontology annotation, molecular function: NMDA glutamate receptor activity; transmitter-gated monoatomic ion channel activity involved in regulation of postsynaptic membrane potential. NCBI's taxonomy places the organism in Eukaryota, Metazoa, Chordata, Mammalia, Artiodactyla, Balaenopteridae. Bases 704 to 4051 code for a protein of 1115 amino acids. The transcript has 9 exons. Gene Ontology annotation, biological process: ionotropic glutamate receptor signaling pathway; synaptic transmission, glutamatergic; modulation of chemical synaptic transmission.